UGAGCGGAGCGGGACGGGACGGGACGGCGGGGCCCGGUCGGCGGCCCCGCGGCCAGCCGCUUUCCUGUCUUCUAGGUGGGCCCCGAGAUGUCGCUCUCGUUGAAAAUGUUGCCCUGCAAGAAGAGGAGAGCGGUGGUCGCGGGGCUGCAGAGUCUGCGGGAGCGGGGCGGUGCCGGGGAGGACGGGGAGCAGCCCGGAGGCGUCUCGGUGGCGGGCGCUGUCGACGGCAGCUCCCCCGUGAAACCGGCGGCGGGCCGGGCCGCCGGGCAGCCCCCGGGCCCGGGCUCGUGGAGGGGGCCCGGGGAGGCUUUCCUCAAGGGCGGAAAGAGGCUCCCCGCGAAGGCGGCCCCGGGUUCCGGUCAGGAAAGCGCCGACGGCCGCCCGGGCGCGAAGGAUCCGUGCUCUACCGCUGAGCACGCCGAAGACGUUAAAAACCUGGAAGGGGGCAGAGAAGGGAAAACUCCUAAACUGUAUACAGAGGUGGAAGUAAAUUUGCAGAGAGAUCCAUGUCUGACAGACAACCAGUCUGCAGCGCAGGAGUCUCCAGCGAGAAGUUCUUUGCAGCUGGCUGUUAGAAGUCCUACCAUGAUGAAGCCAUUGAAGAACACCAGAACUGAGGAGCAAGAUGGAGAAGAUAUUGAGAGAAGAAAGAGGAGGAGGAAAGCAAACAAACGGAAAAGGGAAGGGAAAGGUCAAGAAGAGGAGGGCUCUCUGUCUUGCGACAUCAAACUGGAUGAUACCCUUGAUCGCACCUUAGAAGAUGGUGCUAAGCAGCAUAACCUGACGGUUGUCAAUGUGCGAAACAUCCUACAUGAAGUGAUCACAAAUGAGCAUGUGGUUGCCAUGAUGAAAGCAGCCAUCAGUGAGACAGAAGAUAUACCUUUGUUUGAACCCAAAAUGACUCGUUCCAAACUGAAGGAAGUUGUGGAGAAAGGAGUGGUGAUUCCAACAUGGAAUAUUUCUCCAAUUAAGAAGGCAAAUGAGGUAAAGCCUCCUCAGUUUGUGGACAUUCCUCUUGAGGAAGACGAUUCAUCUGAUGAGGAAUACCAGCCUGAUGAUGAGGAUGAAGAUGAGACUGCAGAAGAGAGUUUACUGGAAAGUGAUGUAGAGAGCACUGCUUCUUCUCCUCGGGGAGCAAAACGAUCUAGGACAAGGCGAUCAUCUGAUGAAGAGGGAGGGACACUCUGUGAGGUGGAGAAGGUUACUACACCUGUUGUUAGACAUAUUAGUGCUGAAGUAGUUCCCAUGGGACCUCCACCACCUCCUAAACCAAAGCAAAGCAAAGACAGCACAUUCAUGGAAAAGCUGCAUGCAGUGGAUGAAGAACUGGCUUCAAGCCCAGUAUGCAUGGAUUCCUACCAGUCUCUGGAAGACAGCCUCAUUGCCUUCAGAACCCGAUCAAAGAGACCGCUGAAGGAUGUUCCUCUUGGUCAACUGGAGGCUGAGCUCCGAGCCCCAGAUAUCACGCCUGAUAUGUAUGAUCCCAAUACUGCAGAUGAUGAAGAAUGGAAAAGGUGGCUUGGAGGGCUCAUGAAUGAUGAUGUGGAGAAUGAAGAUGAAUUAGAUGAUGAUGAUGACCCUGAGUACAACUUCCUGGAAGAUCUGGAUGAACCAGAUACAGAAGACUUCAGAAACGAUCGUGCGGUGAGAAUUACCAAAAAGGAAGUGAAUGAACUGAUGGAGGAGCUGUUUGAGACAUUUCAGGAUGAGAUGGGUUUCUCAAACAUGGAAGAUGAAGGUCCAGAAGAUGAAGAUAAUGUUACAGAAUCACGGCCAAAUUUUAAUACACCACAGGCGCUUAGAUUUGAAGAGCCUCUGGCCAAUUUACUGAAUGAACAACACCGGACAGUGAAGGAACAACUUGAGCAGUUGAGAAUGAAAAAGUCUUCUAUCAAGCCACCACAAGAGAUAGAGAAAUCAAAACCUCACAAUGAGAAGCCUCUCCAAAGCCUUGUUCUCGACUGUACGCAAAGAAAAAGGCUCCAGCAGCAAAUGCAGCAGCAUGUUCAGCUUCUGACUCAAAUCCAUCUUCUUGCAAGUUCCAACCCUGCUUUAAGUUCAGAGGCCAGUACCACUAGGAUGUUUUUGAGUGAGCUUGGUAACUUUGCUCGAAGCUCUACACUGCUUCGUCAGUCAUUCUAUCCUAAAUUUCAAACAAUGUUCCAGCCGUGUAACUUGAAGGGAGCACUGCAGCUCAUUGAAGAUUUUCAUGCCCAAGUUCAAGUUGACUGGAGCCCUCGCAAAGCUGUGAAGAAGAGUGCCAAUGAAUUUCCAUGUUUGCCAAAGCAAGUGGCAUGGAUUUUGGCAACAAGGAGAGUCUUUAUGUAUCCAGAGUUAUUGCCAAUAUGUUCGUUGAAAGCAAACCCUCCCCGGGACAAGAUUAUCUUCACAAAAGCAGAGGACAAUUUAUUAGCUUUAGGUUUGAAACAUUUUGAAGGGACAGAGUUUCCAAAGCCUUUGAUCAGCAAAUAUCUCUUGCCAACAAAAACUGCCCACCAGCUGACAGUGCGAAUCAAGAAUCUCAAUAUGAAUCGAGCCCCUGAUAAUAUCAUCAGAUACUAUAAAAAGACAAAGCAGUUGCCCGUUCUGUUCAAGUGCUGUGAGGAAAUCCAGCCUAGUGAGUGGAAACCACCUGUGGAGAGAGAAGAACAUCGCCUGCCAUUUUGGCUAAAGGCAAGUUUGCCCUCCAUUCAGGGGGAAUUGAAGCAAUUAGCAGAAGAUGCGAGGGAGAUGCCAGGUUCACCUGAUGAAGAAUCUGUCUUUUUGGGCACAGAAAAGGAAACUUCAGACACAGAAUAUGAUGAAAAAUACCCUCUACUCAUGCCAAAGGGACUAGUACUGACCUUAAAGCCUCUUGCCAAUCGAUUCUCUAGGAGAGCAUGGAGAAGACAGAGGUCUUCAGCUCUGAAGCCUGUCCUCAUUCGACCAAGUCCUUGUCUGCAGCCCAUUUCCAACGCUAUUAACAUUCAGAAAACCAUGAAGUUAUCCCAGUCAGAGGCUCCACCCAGCAAAGUUAUGGUUCAGAUUCCUCGGUUAAUCCAACCAGCUACGGUUAUGCAGACAGUGCCAGGAGUGCAGCCUUUGAAUGUUCCAGCAGUGGUGGGAAGUGGGGAUGGCUUGGAAUUUCAGAAUGUGCUCUCUGCUUCACAUCCAGACUCCAGGCAAGCUUUCUCAGCUGCUGUACCACCAGCAUUAGUGUCUUCAAAUCCAAUAACUUUUCAGCCAAAAUUAAUGUUACCAGCUUUGGCUGGAGCAAAAAUACGCAAACCUUGUGUUCGCAAGGGAUAUCAGAAGAAAAAAGGGACAAAAUCUGCCCCACUGAUAAAGACUUCGCCUUUGAUCCAGCCAUCUCCAGUCAUCCUUACUGUACCUGCUACCACAGUGAAAGUGGUUAAUAUAGGCAAUGGUUGCAACAUGAUUCAGCCCAUAAAUACAACUGUUGGGAGAGGCACUCAGGCUAUUCCAGUUACAACCUUGUUGGUAAAUCCAUCCACUUUCCCAUGUCCAUUAAAUCAGCCUCUAGUGACUUCUUCAAUUCCUUCAUUGAUAGUUUCUCCUAACCCUGUUGGUCUUUCUGCAUCUUCCGUUGGUGAAAAUGAAGAACAACUGAAUCUGGUUCCUUCGUGCCCUGCUGGAAACAGCAAAAAUUCCUACCCCACGGUGGAGCCCAAGGCUGAACCCCAGGAGUUGUAUGCUACAUGCUCAGCUGUCUCCCCCAAGAAGGAAUGUAGUACAAAUCCUGCCACUUCAAAUAAUGGCAGUCAGGAGAUGGUAAAUAAGAAUGACUGCUGUAGCUGGGCAGUGGUAGAAGGACAAGAGAAUGCUUCAGAGCCAUUGUCUGUGGACCUUUUGCCUCAUCUAGAAGAUCCAGAUGAAACGGUGAAAAUUGAGCCUGAAGAUUCAAACGAUGCUAUCAAGGAAGUAAAUCCAGUACCGAAGAGGGAUCUUCUGUGUGCUGAGGUGAAGGAGGAAUUCAUGCUGGGUCUUGGCCAGGAGCUGAACAUGGAGGCCUGCUCAUGUCCAAAUGAGCUGAAAGAAAUUAAAAAGGAGCACGCUGUGUGUGAAGAGAAAGGAGAAGAAGAAAGACGGGCUUUGCAGUCAUCUCCCCAUGAUGAACAGCAGGUAGAUGCAGGUGGUGUUACUGGACCACAAGUAAGCAGCGAGUCUCCAAAGAAUCAUUCAUACACAGUGGAUCUCGAAGCAGAAUUUAGUAGCCCACUAGGAAGACCAGAAGAUUCAUCCAGUAUGGACGGCCAGUCUGUUGGGACACCAGCUGGCCCUGAAGCUGGAGGAGAGAGAGAAGGACAAGAGGAAGAAGACGACGAUGACUUCGAUGAUUUCACACAAGAUGAGGACGAAGAAAUGUCAUCAGCCUCAGAAGAAUCUAUUCUUUCAGUGCCAGAACUUCAGGAGACAAUGGAAAAACUUACUUGGCUUGCAACAGAGAGACGCCUAAGCCAAGAAGGAGAUUCUGAAGAAGAGAAUUCCCAGGAAGAGAACUCUGAGCCGGAGGAGGAGGAGGAGGAGGAAGGGGAAGGAAUAGAGAGUUUACAGAAAGAUGAUGAAGUUUGUGGAGACGUGUCAGAAGAACCUAAAUCAGCUUUCACAUUGACAAAGAUGGCCCCACAGGUGGAAGCCCACAGAAUACCACCAGGAGAGAAUGUGAAAGCCCCUGGGAAAAGCAGGAGUUCCCACAGAGCCAGAAAUAAGAGGGGACGGACUCGUGCCAGCAAAGACACGUCAAAGCUGCUCCUCUUGUAUGAUGAAGACAUCCUGGAGAGAGAUCCCCUGCGGGAACAGAAAGAUCUGGCAUUUGCACAAGCCUAUCUAACCAGAGUGCGUGAAGCAUUGCAGCAUGUUCCUGGAAAGUAUGAAGACUUCCUUCGUGUUAUCUAUGAAUUUGAGAUUAGCAUGGAUAAGCGAACAGCUGUGGAUCUCUAUUUCACUUUACAGAAACUGUUGCAUGACUGGCCACAGUUGCUCACAGAUUUCGCUGCUUUCCUUUUACCAGAACAAGCUUUGGAGUGUGGACUGUUUUGCAGUGUGUAUCCAUACAAAUGGAAAACAAAUGGCAAAAGAGGAGAGUUUGAAGAGCAGCAAGCAUUUGAAAAAAGCCGGAAGUUCCUCAGGCAACUGGAGAUUUGUUUUGCUGAAAAUCCUGCCCACCAUCAAAAGAUCAUCAAAGUUCUGCAGAGUUGUGUGGACUGCCUUCCGCAGGAGAUUGCAGAGCUGAAGACACAGGUGUGGCAACUGUUGAAAGGACACGACCACUUGCAGGAUGAGUUCUCAGUUUUCUUUGAUCACUUACGUCCCUCGGCCAACCGCAUGGGAGAUUUUGAGGAAAUCAACUGGACAGAAGAGAAGGAAUAUGAGUUUGAUGGGUUUGAAGAGGUGUCUUUGCCAGAUGUAGAAGAAGAGGAUGAACCACCCAAGAUGCACACAGCCUCAAAAAAUAAGAAACGUAAAGAGAUCGGAGGCCAGAACAAUGACAAGGAGGUCGAGUGGGUAGAUGGGAUGAAGGAAUGUUCAUGUUCCUGCCAUGAAGGGAGUAUCGACCUCAAGCUAAAGAAAAGCAAAAGGAGGACCUGCAGCCAUUGCAGUAGUAAGGUGUGUGAAAACAAGUUUUAUAAAAAUAAAGAUUCUCAAGAACUGACUGCUUCCCUUGUUCAACAAGAAUCAAGUCCUCAGCCUGAAGGGAAGGAUUCUGGAAUGUCUAAGGAACCUGCAGAAGAAAGCUUAGAAAACAGAGAUGAGGGAGAGGAUGUCCAGCGCAGAACAAAAACCGUAUCUAGGAAAGUGGACUCUCUCACAUCAGGAUCUCCCCUGGAAGGAGGAAUUGUCUGUGGCAGACAUAUAUCUUCAGAAAAAGCAGCAUUGCCUGAUAAUCAGGUUCAAGAAGCAGGCGUCAGUGCCGUUGUGAAUACCACAAAAGACAGCCAUUCUUUUAUCACUGGCCCUGGAUGCACUCACCUACAAAAAGCUACUGAAAACCUACCUCAAGAAACCAAAGGCAGCCCUUGCACUGCAAGAAGCGUUAGUGAGGGACUAAACCAACAACAUCAAGGAAAUGCAAAUGCUUCCCUUGGGUUGAGCAGAGAUCUGCUGUUGUCUUCUCAUUCUGCUACAAUGAAAGGUUUAACUGGACCUAGUUCCUUUUCUGGAAACAGUUUGUAUCAGACUGAAGGGCUUCACUCUGAAUCAGCAGACAAGUAUGCCAUCUUUGGUCAUUCUUCAAAGUUAAGUGCAAGAGAAUUUGAAGUACCACCUUUGCCUCUGGAAGGAAAAUCUGAAGCAAAGCAAGGCUGGAUAAUGCCAGAUAGAAAGCCAGUACUGGGUAAGAGCUGCUGCUCACAGUCCCCCAAUAAUUGUGUUUCAGAAGCAGAUGAUACGAGCUGCAUUGGAAGUUUUCCUGAGAACAGGUUAAAGUCAAAUGCAAACAACUGCUUCCAGGUGCAUCAGCAUUCUGAGGAGCUAGAGUAUAGAGUGGUUACUGCCUCCCUGGGGCAGAAGGAAGAGGAGCAGCAACAGCAGCGAGUCACAGAAGCAACCGUGUGUGCCAAGAACAGCAAAGUCAGCUCCACAGGGGAGAAGGUUGUCCUCUGGACCAGGGAAGCUGACAGAGUCAUCCUUACCACCUGCCAGGAGAAAGGAGCCCAUCUGGAAACCUUCCAUGCCAUCUCACAGAAAUUGGGCAACAAGACCGCUAGUGAGGUAUCCCACAGGUUCAGAGAGCUGAUGAAGCUGUUUCAUACAUCCUGUGAUGGGAGCUCUGAAGAUGAGGAGGAUGCAACUAGUACUAGUAAUGCAGACCAAUUGUCAGAUAAAGAUCUGCUGCUUUCUGAGGAAGAACCUGAUGACUAAGGGUUUCCUGGUUUGAUAAGCUGCUGACUGCAUCAGGAGAGCUGUUUGCCAGUUUGCUGCUAGACAGGUGCUGUGGAUAAAGGAAAAAAUGCUUUUGCAGGUACUUAAUAUGGCACCUUUUUUGGUUCACUUUCUUAGUCACUUCUGACAAGCAGCACUUCUCCAUCUGUAUCAAACUAAAGGAACAAAGAAAGCAUUAACAUCCUUCAGAAUCUAUACAGUGUACUUCAGAAACAAAAUGACAGGAGUGAUGUUUGUGGACACUGACCUCUGUCUGUUACAACAACUUCACCAUCAUACCUUUGCAGAGAACAUGUAAAUACUGUAUCAUAAGAUGUCUGUUUUCAUGUGGAACAUGAUUUUUUGUAAUUUUUUCCCUUGUGUUGAUCGUACAUGGGAAAGUUACAGAAUUCAAAUUGUAUUUAUUGUGUGGUCUUAAACUAACAUGCAAAGCACACGAGUUUGCAGAGUUUAGAAAAACAGAACACCACCAGAAGCAGCAGCUUUCCUCCUUUACAACUUCAAGUAGGGGGACAACUUAAGCCAGCCUUUGUAAUAGGGUAAAAUUAAAAGGAAGGAGCAGAGGGACCAUCUUCAAGCACCAUUUUCUUUAUUUUGAAAACAAUCUUGAAGAAUAUUCUUCCUUCCCCUAUCUCCAGUAAUAAAGAUGAGUCAGUCUGAAUCUGUUUCAUCUUCAGAUUUAUCGUCUCCAAAACCUGUCUCAUAGCAUUGUGAUAGAGUUCUUAGUGCCUCUACGGCCUCGUGGAAGUCAGCCUGUUCAACUCCUGCAGAGAAAAAGCUGGCCCAUCGUCGAGUAUUCAGCUUCUGUAGAUCCUUGUAUAAGCUGUAGAGGAGCGUGUGCAGAACAGAUGAAGACUGCAGCGAUGUUAAUACAGGAAUACUUUCAACAGCUGCAGGGAAAGAUAUCGUUGUUUAAAUACAGCGAUCAAAAUGUGUUUCCCUAGUCUAUUCUACUUAAUGAUCCUCUUGAUAAGCAGUUGCUUUACUUGAAGUCAGCAUAGCAAAAAAAAAGGCGCUUGUGACUCAUUUUUUGCCCUGCUACCUCAGAAGUGCUUUUUAAGGAAAAAAAUAAAAAUAAAUCAACACUUUAGCUCUGUUAAACCCUACUGCCCCUUUUUGUGUUACAAAGUAAGUUUAACCACACAUUACCUGCUGCAGAAUAACUGGAAGGUUUGUCCAGGAGGAAGCCUUGUCUGGUCAGAAGAGGAGAAAAAAAACGGGGAUAUGGAGGCCGGGUCAUACACGGCUGCUCAAGAACGUGGAAUGUGCUGUAAAGAAGAAACUGAAUAAAGUUACACAAAACUCUG
Cygnus atratus (black swan) is the source of this 8189-nucleotide messenger RNA. Its product is annotated as GON-4-like protein. The coding region runs from base 88 to 6861 and encodes 2257 amino acids. Lineage: Eukaryota; Metazoa; Chordata; Aves; Anseriformes; Anatidae. The record is from RefSeq and is a predicted model, not a curated record. Gene Ontology annotation, cellular component: nucleus. Gene Ontology annotation, molecular function: transcription coregulator activity. The transcript is spliced from 32 exons. Gene Ontology annotation, biological process: regulation of DNA-templated transcription.